AUGAGUGCAAGUCUCAGACGACACUGUGUGGCGUCCCUCAAAUCCAAAUCGAUGGGUCUCGAGCUUCUAUUCUCACUGUUUCUUUCAUGAUUUAUGGACACUCGUGGAUCGAUGGAUUACACAGCAAUUGACAAAAGUAUAGAAUAUUAAAGUGUUCUAGUUUAUGUCUGACUUAACUACAAUGUCUUUCUAAAAUACUGCUGCUGACAGAGGUCACUAAAGGAGUUCUGAAAGGACGUAAAGGUGAACCUCAUCAUCUGCUGGACUGUACCGGUAGCCUACCGUCACGGACAAUGUUCUCGGCAACGGGGAAGCGGUGUUUUACCAUUGAGUCUUUGGUGGCGAAGGAAAACCCCUUAACACCUGAAGACCCCAUUCGCCCUACCGCCCUGAGCUACUCGGCGCCUGCUGACAGUUUUCUUAACGGGUAUCAAAGCCCCGCAGGCCGCGCGCUCUAUCCAAACCCCGAGCUGGUGUUUUCGGAGACUGUGAACCAUGCACCUCUGAGCAUGCACCCACACCCGCUCGGCAGCACACACCUCCAGCACCCGCACUUCUUUGGCACGCAGCACCGCGAGCCACUGAAUUUCUACCCGUGGGUCUUAAGGAACAGGUUUUUUGGCCAUCGGUUUCAAGGGAACGAUGUCUCACAGGACACGCUGUUACUACACGGACCGUUCGCGAGGAAGCCCAAACGGAUCCGCACCGCGUUCUCGCCCUCUCAGCUGCUGCGCCUGGAGCGAGCCUUCGAGAAGAACCAUUAUGUUGUCGGAGCCGAACGGAAACAGCUCGCUAACAGCCUCAGUCUAUCUGAGACUCAGGUGAAGGUUUGGUUUCAGAACCGCAGGACCAAGUAUAAGCGACAGAAGCUGGAGGAAGAGGGCCCAGAGUGCACACAGAAGAAGAAGGGAAACCACCACAUUAACCGCUGGAGGAUUGCCACCAAACAGACCGGAUCUGAGGACAUAGAUGUCAUGUCGGAUGCCUAAGACCAACCUAAACACUGCCCAAAUGAACACACAAGACCAAGAAAAGCACUAUUUAUUUAAUGUUAUUAGUCAUGAUAUUUCAGAUUCUAAACCUAACUGCAGAGGACCUGGCCACGUGAGUGUGGUAAAUGUGAGUUAAGGAUGAAUUAAACCAGUCAGAAAGUAAUCUACACGCAGGACUGAACACUAUAGUUAUUUUACCUCUGCUGGAAUUAUCCAAUGUUUGACACAUGCCUCACCUGUAAGAAGAAAUCAUCUUAUAUAACGACGAUGUCUUUUUCGCGCUCUUUUUUUUUUAAGAAAUUGUAUUUAAAACUAACAAUUAAGUUAAUUUUCACAAGUCGAUAUUUUUAAUUCUGAUUAUUUUGUUGUUUCUCUGCAUAGUCAGUUAGUAAAAUUAGUUUUAAUGGAUAUUUUUUAAGUUAAAAAAUUAUGUUGGCUAAAAUCCAAAAUUUAUCCAAACAAAAAUGUUUCAAAUGCUUUAAAUGGUUGGUUCACCCAAGAAUGAAAUGUCCUUAUUUACUUACUCUAAUGUCGUUCCACACCCGUAAGACCUUCAUUCAUCUGC
Messenger RNA from Ctenopharyngodon idella (grass carp), 1557 nucleotides. RefSeq names its product empty spiracles homeobox 1 (gene emx1). The record is from RefSeq and is a predicted model, not a curated record. The transcript is spliced from 3 exons. NCBI's taxonomy places the organism in Eukaryota, Metazoa, Chordata, Actinopteri, Cypriniformes, Xenocyprididae. Bases 294 to 989 code for a protein of 231 amino acids. Gene Ontology annotation, biological process: regulation of DNA-templated transcription; central nervous system development; brain development. Gene Ontology annotation, molecular function: DNA-binding transcription factor activity, RNA polymerase II-specific; DNA binding.